AUUGGUCGACGGCUAAGCAAGCGGAAGCCGAUUGCUCCGGUUAUCUGUCUCGCGCGGGCCGGCUGACUGUUUACGAAGUGAGCUAAAGCGCACCCUGGCGGCUGAGAACGUACAUUUCGUCUCCGUCCGGUAGUGUGCUCGCCAAGAGUGUCAAGAGACGUAAACUUCGCCAGUGAACACGACAAUGUGGAGAAUCAUCAAACUUCAACUCCGGAUCCUCUUGUUUUCGAUUUUCGGCUUCUUUACGCUGCCGUUCCUCCCGGUGAACCUCGACUUCGAUCCGAUCGCUUAUAAUGUGUCCCUACCCGAGUUCAAAGGAGCCCUGGCUCCCAACAAGUUGUUGGAUAGCGGAAAGAUAAUGUUCCAACAAAUUCUCCACGGCCCGGAAUCGCUCGCGGUCAAAGACGGUCUCAUCUAUACGGGAACCCGUUUGGGUGACGUGUACGCCAUCGACCCGGUCAGAGAAACGCUCACGAAGGUCGCCAACACCGGAAGCGAAUGCGGAGGCUUCCACGAUGAAGAGAAAUGCGGACGAGUUCUCGGUCUCCGUUUUGCGAAAAACGGAGACUUGUACGGAAUCGACGCUUUCAAGGGCCUCUUGAAAAUCGACAUCAAAACCGGGAAAGUGGAAACACUCGUCAAAGCGGAAUCUUACGUUGGAAGCUCUCGACUACGAUUCGGCGACGACUUGGACAUUGACGACGACGGCAUCAUUUAUUAUUCGCAGGGAAGCCGCCGAUGGGGUCUUCAUCAGAUCAUUUACAUUGUUAUGGAGUACGACACAACGGGACGCAUCCUCACGUACGACACUAAGACCAAGAAGAGCGGAGUGUUGAUUGACGGUAUAGCGUUCCCGAACGGAGUUCAGCUCACUGCUGACAAGAAAGCCCUCUUGUACUCGGAGCUCAACGCGAAGAGGAUCAACCGAUAUGAGCUUCAAGGACCAUCCAAAGGAAAAGUUUCGGUGUUCGCCGAUCGUCUGCCAGGAGGUCCCGACAACCUUCGCUUGAGUCCUCGCGGGACAUAUUGGGUCGCUUACGACACCGCUCGCUCGGCGAGUACUCCCUACGUAGCUGACCUCAUCGCUCCGUAUCCUCUGAUCGCCAAAGCAACCAUGAGGUUCUGUUGGCUCAGCGGGCAAGCUCUGAAAUACGUCUACCAAUAUUUCGACCAUCCGACGAUACGAGACUUCAUCGCCGACUUGGAGCACGGGAAGAUAUUACUCUCUUUCGCUCCGAAGCGUGGAAUCAUCACGGAGCUGGAUCAGAAUGGAAAAAUUCUUCGGAGUAUGCAUUCCUCGCAUUUGUCGAUGUUUUCCGAAGUAUUGGAAUUCGAGAAUCAUUUCUACAUCGGCUCGUUCAUCAAUCCCUACCUCCUCCGGAUAGGAUCGCCGAAAAAUUGAGUUCGAUAGACGUCGAGGAAAUAUCAAUUCAAGAUCAUUGAUAGUGGGUAUUAUCCUCUGGAUCGGAAUUCUGUGAACGAGGAUGUUUUCCAUGCUGAAAACUUGUUUUCGUCCGCGUCAUCGGAGCAAUCUGGCUCAAUAUUAAGUUAUCCGAGGGGGAACUUCGAGUUUUCACGGAAAAAGACCGAGAAAAACAUUCACUGUCUGGAUAUCGAGCUCAAUAAAUGAUGAGCCUUGAGUCAUCUGAGGAGUU
This is a messenger RNA of Galendromus occidentalis (western predatory mite), 1655 nucleotides long. RefSeq names its product adipocyte plasma membrane-associated protein. The transcript is spliced from 8 exons. The coding region runs from base 185 to 1402 and encodes 405 amino acids. Gene Ontology annotation, molecular function: hydrolase activity. NCBI's taxonomy places the organism in Eukaryota, Metazoa, Arthropoda, Arachnida, Mesostigmata, Phytoseiidae. The record is from RefSeq and is a predicted model, not a curated record. Gene Ontology annotation, cellular component: endomembrane system.